AUGGGCAGGUUGCAAGCCUCUAGUCCCGCGACUCCAAACCGCCUCCUUUGCACCUCCCAGUCACCUGAUUGUGGCUUUUGGCCGGACCGACGUGCGGGAUACAGGGAUGUCAUGACUCGAGAUGCGCUAGUUCUUCACAAGCACCAAUGGUUACGGCUUCGACCGCUUACAAAAUCUCCGUCAUGUGUUCAGGAGAAAGCUAAGGAAAUUCAAGCGCAGCUGAGGCCAGCAAGGGUUCGACCGAAAACUAAUGCCGUUGUCGCACGUCGCAUGGUGGAACAUACUCUUGGAUUACGUUCUUCUAUUUCUAAGGAGCAACGCGAUGCGGAAAGGAAGCAACUUUCUGAUGCCAGAACUGCGAAGAAGAGCACUGUGCGUUGGGAUGACUAG
This is a messenger RNA of Necator americanus (New World hookworm), 390 nucleotides long. RefSeq lists its product as uncharacterized. NCBI's taxonomy places the organism in Eukaryota, Metazoa, Nematoda, Chromadorea, Rhabditida, Ancylostomatidae. The transcript has 5 exons. The record is from RefSeq and is a predicted model, not a curated record. Bases 1 to 390 code for a protein of 129 amino acids.